Molecule: messenger RNA, 567 nt
Organism: Opisthocomus hoazin
Lineage: Eukaryota; Metazoa; Chordata; Aves; Opisthocomiformes; Opisthocomidae
Source: RefSeq, a predicted model, not a curated record
AUGAAGUCCCUGGCCCUGCUUUUCCUGCUGUCUGUGGGCACAGCCUGCGCUGCUGUCGAACCCCGGGCCUUGUGGGAUUUUCGCAGCAUGAUCAAAUGCACCAUACCGGACAGCUAUCCUCUGCUGGAGUUUGCCGACUACGGCUGCUACUGCGGCUUGGGAGGCGGAGGGACCGCGGUGGAUGAGCUUGACAGGUGCUGUGAAGCACAUGACCAAUGCUACACGAAGGCAAAGAAACUGGAAUCAUGCAAAUCGCUCGCGGACAACCCCUACACAGGGUCAUACAGCUUCAGCUGCUCCAGUGGGAAGAUUACGUGUAGCAGAGUGAAGUCUCAGCGUCUUAUCUUCGUUUACUCUGUUGUUGUUUUCUCGGCCAAGAUUUUUCAGGCUCUGCAGGCAGAGCUGAAUUACUCUAACUGUAUGGUCAUUGCAGAGAUGAAAGAGAAAGUACUCCAGCUGAGACAAGACACGCAGAGAGCCAACAACUAUGCUCGUGUACAAGGUCCGGCAGAGCGCCUCCAUGAGCUGCUGUCGUCUUUUGGCAGUGAGGAUGAGGUGAACUCGUAG